AUGGAAGAUGGGUAUGAAGGUAGUGAAGGGGUUGGGGAACUUAAUGCUGCCGACGAUGGUUUCGAUGGCGCCCUAGGUUCUGCUGGCCCUAUCCGUCGAGCUAUUCGCUGCAAUAGGGAGUCCCCGUGCUCGCAUUGCCUACAGGCCAAGAUCCAAUGCACACAUGCCGAUAACAAGCCAAGAGAGAAGCGGACCCGCAUUCUCAUCACUCCUCAAUAUGAGAGGAAAAUUGACCUCAUCGACCGUCGUCUCGAUGGCGUCAUCCGGCUGCUGGAGGAUCUCAAGAUGAACUGGCAGCCGGGGCCCUCUAAUCCGUCACAGCAACUGUCCCCGCCUCCUAAGCCUGCAUCUUCGAUGUCGACACCGGGAAGCGCCCCCUCCCAACCCGAGGCGACCGGCCCUGUUGUCGAGGGCGAUUCCUCCCUGACAGCCCACUCCGCAUUCGCCAACCAGUUUUUCCAGGAGGUUGUGAGUACGGAUGAGCUGCAAGAUUCAAGUCUGGAGAUGCGAGAGACCCUGGAUGCCCUCCGUCACAUGGUCCAUAGCCUGAAACACCAAACUGCGGCGAGCGAAAUGUCCUAUCCAAACUCCCGCCCUUCCACCCGGGUCGCCAUUCCCCCUUACGACCUCCCCCAUCCGAAAAUCGGUCGAGCGUACAACUCUGGUGCUAUAUCCAUCUACGAGAACCUCUGUCUUCCUACCUUUUCUGAAUUAUGCCUCCGAGUCUACUUUUCCCCAGACUUUUCAGAGGCCGACUUCAUCGUCGCCAACUUUGGCCUCUACUACCUUUUUAUCCACCAAGCGAAUCAAGCACCUGAAUCCUCCCGCGACGAGUACAUGAGCUACGCGGCGAUGUGCCGGGACAACACCGAGACGGCCCUCUCGAACUUGCCACUUCAUCUGCCAGCGACUUACGAGAUGAUUCUCGCGCUGGCACUUGGUGCCCUGUUCUGGGGUGUGUAUAUGGCUGACAAAGGUCUCGCGCUUCGCAUGGGAAGAGCGUCGUCUAUCCAGGAUUGGGACAUUACCAUUCCUCUGCCGAAGCCCGAGCGGUCGCGUGGCCCUCUUUGGCACUACUUCACCCUGUGGGUGUUAUGUGCCCGCGUACAAGGCAGAAUCUACGAGCUUUUGUACAGUCCAGAAUCCGUGACCCAGCCGGCCCAUGUCCGUCAGUCUCGGGAUUUGUGGCUGAGUGAAAGCAACAAGUCUCUCGGAGAACAUCUCAUGCAGUUUCUGUACAUCUCGGAUGAUGUUUUGCGACUCUCCCUCCUCACGCUCGUCCAGCGCGCUGCCCCACGUAGCGAAACAUCCCGCACAACAUUUACCCAAGAGUGCAUCAAAGCAGCAAGAGCGACGCUUUCGAGGCAUCAGGACUGCAUGAGUGUGCUUGAAGGGGCAAACUCUACUCUAUUCUCCAUCUAUAUCCACUGGACCUUACUUUACGCCCCUUUUAUUCCCUUUAUCGUCAUCUUCUGCCACGUUAUAGAAACGCAAGAUCGUGAGGAUCUGGCGCGCCUUCACGCAUUCAACGUAUCCAUGCAAACAUCGCCGACCGUAUCAGAGGCUGCAGGCAAGAUGUAUCGGUUGUUCCAGGUUCUAUACACGGUAGCCCUGCGCUACGUCGAGUUCCGCACUUCCACCCCACAACCGGAUCAGAUGGAGGCUAGCGCGCAGAUGGACGCUUACCUCUCUGUGCUCGGGUUCCCGUCUGCUCCCUCAGCGGAACCUACCCAGACAGCCAACUUUAUGGCGUCGUCUUUUGGGCCGGAGGGAGUGCCCGGAGGGGGCUUAAAGCCAGGAUUCGAUGGUGCCGUGCGGACGGGUAGCCCGAUGGCGUGGUUGGGCAACGGUGCGGCACAGCUUGAUGACUGGCUAUACAGCAAUUCACAGAUGAUUGGUAUGCUACAAGAGCCGGGAUUCCACUUUCCCAACCAGAAUGACGACGGAAAUGAAAAUGAGUAG
Parascedosporium putredinis is the source of this 1962-nucleotide messenger RNA. The record is from the annotation of a GenBank genome assembly. NCBI's taxonomy places the organism in Eukaryota, Fungi, Ascomycota, Sordariomycetes, Microascales, Microascaceae.